Messenger RNA from Lampris incognitus (smalleye Pacific opah), 2444 nucleotides. RefSeq names its product activating signal cointegrator 1 complex subunit 2 (gene ascc2). Gene Ontology annotation, biological process: regulation of DNA-templated transcription. The coding region runs from base 109 to 2436 and encodes 775 amino acids. The record is from RefSeq and is a predicted model, not a curated record. Gene Ontology annotation, molecular function: ubiquitin binding. The transcript has 19 exons. NCBI's taxonomy places the organism in Eukaryota, Metazoa, Chordata, Actinopteri, Lampriformes, Lampridae.
AACUGGGUGAAGCCCGUGGCGACGCGCUGGCGGUGGCUGUGUAAUGGCGUGAGACGAGAGCAAGUCCCGCAGACAGGAGCAGCGAGAGCAGCGAGAGCAGCGGAGGCCAUGGCGUGUUCCAGAGUGCCGCUGGAUGAGCAACAGGUGACGGAGCCCAGCGGAGCCCUGGGGAAGGGGCGUACCUUGCCUGCUCUGCACCCAGAGAGAAAGGAGGAGCGGUGUUUUGUGCCUUACAUGCCUCCGCCCGAGGAUGGCUCGCCUGCUCAGGUGGAGGAGUUUUUGGAACAUUCCAGAUUCAUUACUGAGGACCUGGAGUGGCUGCUAGCAUUGCCCCAUGACAAGUUCUGGUGUCAGGUGGUUUUUGACGAAUCCCUGCAGAAUUGUCUGGAUUCGUACUUGCGACAUGCUCCCCGGGGCCUGGAUCCCACUGCUCUGCCCUCCUCCCAGGCGGUGAUGGACAUGCAGCGCUGCAUCCACAGAGCCGUCUUCAUGACCUUCCUCAGGAUGGCCACGCACAAAGAGUCCAAGGAGAACUUCCUAACCCCGGCUGUGUUUGGAGAAAUCAUCUAUGAGAACUUCCUGUUUGACAUUCCCAAGAUCCUGGACUUGUGUGUGCUGUUUGGGAAGGGCAACAGCCAGCUCCUACACAAGAUGCUAGAGAACAUCUUUACUCAGCAGCCCUGUUACUACAGCGACCUGGAUGCGGCGGUCCCCUCGGUGCUACAAGUGUUUGACACCAUCCUAGAUAAGUGUGGUCUCCAGUGUGAAGGGGCAACAGCAACAGAACCACUGAAGCUGAGCGCACACAACCGGCCCUCCACCGUCACCAUGAGUCAGCAGGACCUUGUGGACCUGGUCCUUUACCUGUGUGACUCCACCACCACCAUCCAUGCCUUCCUGGACAUCUUCCCCGCUGCCUGUUCCACCUUCCAAACCCAUGGCUUCCUCUGCAGACUGGCCUCGUUUUAUGAGACCGCGGUUCCUGACUUGGAGAAGGCAGUGAGGAAGAGAAACUUUGACGAUAAAGGCCUUCAGGAGGACUUGUGGGUAAGAGUGUCCCACGCCUGUAAGAGGAUGGUGGGGACAGCUCACCUGUUGUUACAGCACACCUGCCUACAGCCAAUCCUGGAAGGGGGAGAGAACAUCCAGACAUUCUCCGAGGAGCUCUUGCAACAUUUCACAUAUUUUCUACCUGAGAAAAGGUUCUUGACAGACUAUGACGAGCAGUUCCCCAUCGCAGAUGACAUCAGUCUCCUACAGCAGGCCCUCCCUAUCAUUGAUGAGACCAGGACAUCCUACCUGCUGCAGGGCGUGCAGAGUGCCUGGGACAACGUGGGCCGAGGAAAACCCCAAAUCCAGACUCACUCCAAAUCGGCCUCGGCUCUGCCAGCUGCCCAGGCAGCGGCGUACACCAGCCCUGGUGCCUCUACCUCAGCUGACCUUAACCCCAGGAUGGCCAGGGAAAGAGGAGAGAUGCCCCAAGGAACAGAUGCCAUGCUGGACGUGCCUGGAAAAGGGAGCAAUGGCGCGGUGUGCUCGGUGAGUGCUGGAGAAUUGGAGUCUUUGCUGUCAUGUAUCAAGGAUCUGCUGCCUGACCUGGGCGAGGGCUUCCUGAUGGCCUGCCUUCAAGAGUAUGACUACAACUCUGAACUAGUCAUCAACAACAUUUUGGAGAACCAGCUGACGCCCGGCUUAGACAAACUGGACCGCACCAUGCCCAGGCAGGUGAAGGAAGAGCCCCCAGCCGUCCUGAACAGCAGGUCCAAUGUGUUUGACGAUGACGAGUUCGAUGUCUUCCACAGAGAUCAGGUGGACGUGUCCCGUAUCUGGAAGGGCAGGAGGAAAGGCGAGAGCGCCCGGCAGAUGCUGAAUGACAAGCAGCACAUCGCGGAGCAGAGGGCCCGGUACCAGGCGUAUGAGACGGUGGUGGACGAGGUCGUUGUCGAACCCGGCAGCUCGGCAGACGGCUACGGCCCGGACGAUUACGAGGACGAGUAUGACGACACCUAUGACAUCAACCAAGUGGGAGCCAAUGACCUGGACGAAGACAGUCUGCUGAACCGCCGGCCCUUCACCAUCCCACAGGUACUGCGAGCAGGAAGCAAACAAACUCUAGAUGUGCGGUACAGGGAUGAGGAGGAGGAAGAGGAGGAUGAAGAGAGUGAGGAGAGCAACACGGUGAACAGGGACCAGUUUGUGCAGAACCCGGCCCUGCUCAGGGAGAGGGCCGAGGCCAGAAGAGCCGCCAUGCAGCAGAGGAGGGGGUACCGACCGGAGCCUCCCGGUAACGUGGUGGGCCGACCCAAAGGCCAGGGCCAGACCCAGGAGACCUUCCUGGACCGACGCAAGAAGGAAGCCAACAAGAGCCGCGGAGCCAAUCACAACCGACGCACCAUGGCUGACCGCAAGAGGAACAAAGGCAUGAUCCCCUCCUGAGGCCCACC